AUGGAGGAACUUUUGCUCGCGACGACACGUUCCAAAAUCGUGAGGUUCCACGGAUUCAGCACACCCGCCCUUGCUUUGCUUAUGCUCGUGGAGAAUGUUUCCGGGGAACGGCCUGUCGAUUCUCACACGCAGGGAUCACGAAUACGACGACAGGGAACAUUCGAAAACCUUGCCGAUUUUUCACGCGUGGUCAUUGCAGGCGUGGAGAAGCCUGACUCGACAGAUACACCAAAGGAUGAUGAAUGUAUCGAAGGUUGGGCUCGCGAGUUUGGAGGCGCCUGGGCCAAGUUCGGAGACGGAGCAGCAAUUGUGGACGUCUCACUCCCUUCAGACUUUUCCGCCAUUGAAAUACGCAAUCUUCCAAUCAGUGCCUCAGCAAACUCAGUCAGAAACUUGCUUUCUGACGUUGGUAUCACGGUAUCAAUGAGCGAUAUACGAUAUAUAAAAACUCAAGUCAUGUCAAAUGGGGUUGCAAUUGUCAAAGUUAAAGACCCGGCCUUUGCAACGACCGCGUGUUCGCGACUACAGACGUGUAUUGAACCCCCAGACUUGGUAGUCAACUCGAUACGCGUUCCAGUCCCUGCAGGAUUCCAAUUUGGCCAGGUUGACAAUAGGCAAGUUCGUUGUUCAUGGCAUCGGCCCACUAGAACAUCCUCUUUACACUUUCCAAACAAGAAAGUUGCAAGCAGAUCAUUCUACAAGUUGAAAAGCCAAAAGUAUCAAGUUAGCGGCAUGAAUGUCACGGCACAGUUACUUGUUGCAGAGGAUCCCACUCAGCAAAAUGGGAGAUGGAAGUUCGAUUUGAUCGGACUGCGUGCUAUCACUACGGCGCACGAUAUCGCUUCCGUCUUUCCUUCAUCUGAAAAACCUUGUCUUAUUGCUAUGGGAGAUCCAAAUUACGACAUGGAUAUAGAACUGGAUUCGAUUUUAGUCAAGUCAAUGCUGUACGAGAAGGGCGAGUUAGAAAGAUGGAGCGUUUCCGACAAUUCUACCGCAAAACGGAUCAAAGCCCAUGCCACGUUUGUUGACAAAUCCCAUGCACAAGUUGCCGCCUCCUCACUGAAUCAAACAGAGUUACCAUUCAACAGCACGGGAAAGCUUUUUGUCCAACUCAUUACUUCCGUCAAAUUCAAGGUUUCAGUCCGCGUUUACAAUAGCGUGAAAAAGUCAAUUGAUGCACACAAAUCACAGUGGAGUCGCCAGUUCAUACAUUAUUCCGCCCUACCUGAGCGUGGAUUUAACCGAAUUCUGAAGAUCGAGGGUGAGGAUCGUCAGCUAGUCGCCCAAGCCAAGAGAACUUUAGAGAACAUCAUUACUGGCACUGUGAUGACGAUGGAUGGGAAGAACAUUUGGUAUUCCAACCUCAAGAUCAGUAAGAAUGCCUACAGGAAGCUUCAGAAGAUCGAGCAAGACCUCGAAGUUGUUAUCAUUCGCGAUAUACGAGCCUCAAACUUCCGGGCCUUUGGCCCUGAGGAUCGUUUGGCACAAGCUGCUGACGCCUUACAGCAACUUGUUAACGAAUUGAAAGCAGGCGACCACGCCAUGAAGAAAGCAGCUGUGCCGGUCAAAACAAAGAAUCUUGGGACAGAUUGCUCCGUCUGCUUUGGUGAAGCCGAAGAAUCACUGGAGACGUCCUGUGGCCACAUCUACUGUAACAUUUGCUUUGUCAACAUGUGUCAAUCAGGAGAAUUAAGGUCGGGUGAUUUCUCAAUCAGAUGUGUGGGGGACAGUGAUAAUUGCAAAAAGAUCCUUCCAAUUUCAGAGAUACAGACACUUCUUCUCUCUGAAACAUUGGAGAACAUCCUUGAUGCGUCUUUUGCCUCAUUCAUACGAAGUCACCCAACUGAAUUCCGGUAUUGCCCUACGCCUGACUGCGAUCAAGUCUACCGAGUUUCUUCCCCCGAGAAGAUUCCGUUCAUGUUUACAUGUGCGCGAUGCUUUACUCCUACUUGUACAGCCUGUCACGCUUCACACCCGGGAAUAUCCUGUUCAGAGAAUAAAGGCAACGGUUCAGAUGAUAUCGAAAAGCUCAUCAAAGCUAAGAAGGAUAUGGGCGUGAAAGAUUGCCCCAAAUGCACUACAGCUAUCCAGAAAUCUGAGGGUUGCAAUCAUAUGACUUGUCAAGCUUGCCGAACGCAUAUCUGCUGGGUGUGCAUGGCGACGUUCGCACAAGACUCCGAUUGCUACGCGCACAUGAGACGACUUCAUGGUGGCAUAAUGUAA
This is a messenger RNA of Fusarium venenatum, 2223 nucleotides long. The record is from RefSeq and is a predicted model, not a curated record. Lineage: Eukaryota; Fungi; Ascomycota; Sordariomycetes; Hypocreales; Nectriaceae.